AUGGCACCUCAAUUCAUCGUCACACCGUGGCGAGACGCCAACGAGCUACUUACAGUACGCCGGGAGCUCUACAGCGAUACUCUUGAUAAACGAGAGAGGGCUGUGAAUAAGGUUCACGCAUGGCGGGCGCGAAAGUUUGAGCUGCCAUUGUUGCUAGAGAGCACGGCGGACAUCGCUGAAGCCACACUACGCGAUGAGGAUCAAGCAUUGGCGUCCCACACGCUGAGGCUGGUAUAUGCGACUGCGGUUUCGAGAUUUGUAACCGGCCUCCUUGACACACAAACCGACCUCGCCCGGCUUUCUACCUUGUCGCAAGCCCCUCCUCAAAUCUCCGUCUCCCUCCGCGAAACCCGUCACCGUAUCGUCCACCGGCACCUACCCUCACUUGCUGAGCUCCAGCGCGCUGCCAAGGAAAGCCUGGCGUGGCUCUGGGAACACUACUGGUCGCAUCUCGAUGCAUUACUCGCACCUACUGCAAGUGCGCCCCAGCUUGAUGAGCGAGAAGUCAAGGAAAGACUGCAGGGCGUGCUAAAGAGCUAUGUCAAGGAGCGCAAGGUGGAGAUCAAGAACAAGAGCAAGGAAACUCGGGCAGCGGACAAUGCCGUGAGGUCUUGGUUUGGAAUUGAGGCUCCGCGAGACAUGAAAACAAGGUCGUUGGUGGAUCUAUUGGUUGCGGAAAAGAACAUAUUACCCGUGGGAAAGAAGCUGGGAAGUAGUAUGGAGGGCGCAUAUCUCAUUUGGACUCCUUUCAUCACGGCUCUCGGUAUCCUCGACUCGUCGUUCUCGGAAGCGCUGACCGAGCGUAUGGUCGAUGUCUUAUCAGCGCCUGCACGCGGCGUGGAUAGUGUAGAGGAUGAUCCUGCAAGAGAGGGUAUGUGUGCGUGGGUUGCGAAGAUGGUAGACCAGACGAAAGACCAUGCGAGAACGAGGCAUUUGUUCGACAACGCCUUAAGUCUGUGUCUUACAACCCCCACUUUCUGGACGCUGAAGCUCGCGGACUCCAUCCUGAAGGACCCAGCUGUACCCGGACGGACGUCAUGGCUUGCUAUUCUCGAGGCCGCAAAACUCGACGGAGAAGACGAGGCGCAGGAGCUCCAGGUCAAAGGGGCGGAUCAGAUGGACGUAGAUGCGAUAGAGGCGGGAUUGCCGGUUGAGCAGACAGUAGGCGAAGGGGAGAAGAUUCGCGGGCCGCAAAAGUAUCCUGGUCUGUGGAGGCCAAGGCCCAUUGGGUGGAUACCGCCUGGGUGGUUAGAGGAUGAAUGA
Molecule: messenger RNA, 1263 nt
Organism: Didymosphaeria variabile
Lineage: Eukaryota; Fungi; Ascomycota; Dothideomycetes; Pleosporales; Didymosphaeriaceae
Gene: LAS1
Product: rRNA-processing protein las1
Exons: 3
Coding region: 1-1263 (420 amino acids)
Biological process (GO): maturation of 5.8S rRNA; maturation of LSU-rRNA
Cellular component (GO): Las1 complex; preribosome, large subunit precursor
Molecular function (GO): endonuclease activity
Source: RefSeq, a predicted model, not a curated record